AUGCCACGCAUCGUUUUCCGUGAACGACGUCCUUAUCGAUCAUCGCGCAUCCGAUCAGAACAGCCACGCCAACGCGAGUCUUUUGGACCGACCGUCGAGAUCUUCAUGCAUGGUUUCGGCAGCACUUUCAGAGUCUGGUGUACCCGCAAGACCCUGCGCGCCAUAUUCUCUCGUGCCAAGUCUGGCGCGUCUCUCACUGUCGACCGCUCCGACGACCGCUAUGCAUUCGAGCUCGAGAUUGAACGACGCUACAUCCACUGCUACGAGACCAUCUUCUUCGAGCUUCUCCAGGGACGAGGUACACUCAAGGCUGUCAACCCAAUGGACCUUCACAACGCGAUAUGGCAGCAAGCUUUUCACGACGCACAGUACCGGUAUCUUGUACUAUCAUGCGAUGUUCUCGAGAGCUUACCGCAUAUAACUCUGACACCAACUAACACAUCACAGCCGAUGACUCGACGCAAGAAGACAAAGAAAAUGAAGAAGACUUCAGUUCCACGAGGAAUUCCGAUAAUCCUAGACGACGUACGAACCAAAUUAGCAAAGCCAACGCCAGUAGAUUUGAUGAUCGCCAUUACAACAGUCCCUAUACUGAUUUCUCUUUCGCCGCAGAUCCUUACAACCACGACUUCGUACACACCUGUACAGCUGCACACCGAUACUACAACUACGACCACAAUGCUGGAGAUGAGGCGGGUGGAGAUGUUAGACCUGGAGAGUAGCGAGGAGGAGAGUGAUGAGAGUGAUAGCGAGUCGAGCAAUGAGGAAUGGGCGAGAAGGAAAGCAAGGAAGAAGAAGGAUCAGAGACAAGCUAGGAGGAGGAAGGACAGUGAUGAGAGCGAGGAGGAUAGCGAGGAUGAGAAGAGGAAGAAGGAGAAAGCAAGACGAUGA
This is a messenger RNA of Cyclocybe aegerita, 891 nucleotides long. Lineage: Eukaryota; Fungi; Basidiomycota; Agaricomycetes; Agaricales; Hemipholiotaceae. The record is from the annotation of a GenBank genome assembly.